Molecule: messenger RNA, 918 nt
Organism: Symbiodinium natans
Lineage: Eukaryota; Dinophyceae; Suessiales; Symbiodiniaceae
Source: the annotation of a GenBank genome assembly
AUGAAGAUCGUUGCCACUUUGUGUGGGGCAGCGCUGGCGGCGCUGGUGUCGGCUUCGCCGGAGGCGUUGGAGUCGGCGCUGGUUGGUGACGACCAGUGCAACGGCGGGGAAGAGUCCUGCGUGUUGAAUGCCUUGCAGCUGAAGGGCCAGAAGAGCUCCGCACAGGAGAUGUUGGAAGCAGAAGAUGAGGAGGAACAAGAGGAAGAGGAGGGCAGUGCAUGGUUGAAGGACAUCAGCACCAAGACCAAGAACCACUUCAAGCACAUCCUGUCUCCGCUUCAGAAGCCCAUCGUGGCGAACUACCAGUACCUGACUGAGCUGGAGAAGUUCGUGAACUACACCAUGGAGAAGGUCGAGAAUGCCACCGGCCACCUAGUGGUGUGGAACCGCAAGUCUCUCCUUCAGGAAGAUGAGGAAGAGGAGGUCGAGACCACGUGGGGCCGCCGCCGCCGCAGUGUCAGCGGCAAGGACCUUCCCCCCCGCGCUCGCUACAUCAACAAGAUCCUGAUCUACCUGGACAAGGAGAUGGAGGCUGUGUGGAACUACAACACGAUCAUUGACCGAAAGCGAUGGGGCGUCGGUAACACCAUCACGUCCUCGCCGUACGGUCCUCACGGCGAGCACCCAGAGCGCUGGCGCGCCAACGGUAGCUUCCCCUUCCCGCUCAAGGCUCCCAUGUCGCCUGUGCUGAACGUGAGCAAUUCGCUCGUCAUGCACGUCAAAGCAGAGAAGCGCGAGUAUGACAACAAGUAUGCUCAGCAGCUUGCUGCAGACUACCAAUCGCUUAUUGACAACAUCAACGACGCUAGCAAGAAGGGCAACGACCUGCGCGCCCGCCUGUACAAGAUGGAUGCCUUCGCUGACCAGUUCAUCAAGCUGCCCAGCGGUGUCUGGAACAAGAUCGAUGCCCAGAGAUAG